AUGGCGGACGAGGAUGGCGCAUCCCCCCGCGAACUGAUCAUCGAAUCCUGCCGACGGAACAAUACCUCGCUGCUUGAAGAGACUAUAGCAGACCUUGCCUCUGCCGCAUCAAAGUCUGGAAAGAAUCCAACAGAGUAUGUAGCAAGCACACUGAACAACGCACGAGACGCUGUUGGCAAUGGAUGUCUGCACGUUGCGGCAACAUACGGAAGCUAUGAAAUCCUCGACAUCCUCCUUGACCAAGAAGGCCUCGAAAUCGACGAAAUCGACCGCAUGGAGAAGGACACACCCCUCCACAAAGCUGUGCGCUAUGUCAACUCCCUCGACAAGUCCGACUGGGCCUCUGCAGGCCACCACAUCGUCGACAUCCUCCUUGACGCAGGCUGUGACCCCAGGAUACGGAACAAGGCGAAGCUGAAGCCAGUCGAGCUCGUAGACCCCAGGAACACGGAGUUGAGGAGUAUGUUACAGAAAGGCGAGUUUGCGAUGCAGGCUGGCGGGGAUGUGGUGGAGGACGAUGACGAUGGGCCGACGGGGAGUGCGAGUGACAGCGAUUAG
Molecule: messenger RNA, 558 nt
Organism: Cucurbitaria berberidis CBS 394.84
Lineage: Eukaryota; Fungi; Ascomycota; Dothideomycetes; Pleosporales; Cucurbitariaceae
Product: ankyrin repeat protein-like protein
Exons: 3
Coding region: 1-558 (185 amino acids)
Molecular function (GO): protein binding
Source: RefSeq, a predicted model, not a curated record